Erpetoichthys calabaricus (reedfish) is the source of this 4055-nucleotide messenger RNA. RefSeq names its product cohesin subunit SA-2. Lineage: Eukaryota; Metazoa; Chordata; Cladistia; Polypteriformes; Polypteridae. Gene Ontology annotation, cellular component: chromatin; cohesin complex; nucleus. Gene Ontology annotation, molecular function: chromatin binding. The record is from RefSeq and is a predicted model, not a curated record. Gene Ontology annotation, biological process: sister chromatid cohesion.
GCAGCGCCACUGGAUGGCGCUGUACCGCCUAAAAGACGGCCAGAAUUCGGACACAAUGUGGUGGAAUUAAUUCACUAAUCUUCUCUUUGUCCGUUUUCCUCGCUAGCUGCUACUUCUCACAACGGUUUGAAGCACACAGUGUUUGAUAGAUCUCUGCACUUAUACUGUAGAUGCAACAGAGCUCUCAUGUCCCAGAUGCCUUGUCUUCUGUCUUCGGCCCCUCCGACAACCCAGUGCAUGCUGGGAAUUGGAGUUUUAAGUUUCAGGUAUUAGCCAACUGAACUUUAAAGUAAAGGAUUCCGGUAUGUCAUCCAUCCUGCGUGCAAGAAGAAGAAAACCUCAUUGCCUCAUUCUGAACAUGUAGAAGAAAUGAUAGCAGAUCCGACAUUAGCUUCCAGAGAGUUAGUCCAAAAAGAAAAUUCCAUUGUUAAUGCCACCCCUGGCUCCACAGUUCAGGUACAAUGUAGGCUGGGAAGUAUAACCAGACAGAAUUCUGCUAGGGUCAGGCGGCGAUCAGAAGAUGAGUUAGAGAAUACUAAAAGGAGACAUUCUGCACCAGGGUGCUUGGGACAGAAACGCAUGCGUAGAGACAAUCUGAAGGAUGGAGGCAUUGAAGCGGUUACUCUGUUUGAAGUGGUUAGCAUGGGAGUGAAUGCUAUGCAGGAUGUUAUUGAUGAGUGGAUUGAAGCUUAUAAAAAGGACCGAGAUGCAGCUCUACUAGAUCUCAUCAGUUUCUUCAUGCAGUGCUCUGGAUGCAAAGGAAUAGUGACAGCAGAAAUGUUUCAAAGGAAGCAUAACACAGAGGACUUGAACAAAAUGAUUGAGGAAUUUGACGAGAACACCGGUUUGCAGUAUAAGAAGUUCAUGGCCUUCCCUUGGAUCCUCACGGUUACCUGGCCUCUGGAUAUGGCCAGCAGUGAUUACCCACUUUCUAUGCCGGGACCAUAUUGGAAGAAGUUUAAGUGCAACUUCUGUGAGUUUAUUGUGGUGCUCGUUCGUCAAUGCCAGUACAGCAUAAUCAGUGACAGCUACCUCAUGGACACAGUAAUCUCCCUGUUGACCGAACUGUCUGACUCCCAUGUCAGGGCAUUCAGACAUACUUGCACUAUGGCAGCACUAAAGCUGUUGACCGCCUUAGUAAGUGUGACACAGAACCUGAGUGUGAGUGCAGACAACACAGAAAGGCUAUUCAAGGUGGAGAAGAACAAAGUGUCAUCUGAAAGAACACGCCUCAGACUGGAGCAGCUGGAAGAGAAGACAAAAGAGCUACAAAACAAGCAGCAUGAAGUAGAAAAUAUGAUGAAUGCUAUCUUCAGGGGAGUUUUUCUCAAGAGAUACCGGGAUAUCAUUCCUGAGAUCAGAGCAUGCUGUAUGGAAGAAAUUGGAAUCUGGAUGAAGCUGCAUAGCAAUAUGUUUUUAAAUGACAGCUACUUAAAAUAUGUUGGGUGGAUGUUACAUGAUAAGCAACCAGAGGUUCGCUUGAAAUGUAUUCAAGGGUUGCAUGGAAUUUAUAGUGAUAAGCGUCUUAUUUCUAAAUUGGACCUAUUUACAAGCCGUUUCAAGGAACGCAUUAUCUCUAUGGCCUCUGACAAAGACCCUGAAGUUGCAGUACAUACAAUGAAAUUGCUGGUUCUUAUAUCACAGAAUUGUGAUGAUGUUUUGACUACUGAAGAUUGUAAAAACUUGUGCUUGUUUGUUUAUUCAUCACAUAGACCUUUAGCAGCAGCUGCCGGAGAGUUUUUAUAUGGAAAGUUACUAAGCUAUAGUCCACAGCAAGAGCAAGAUGAGCUAAAAACAGCAAAAGAGCAGAAUAUGACUGUGAUUACAACUUUAUUGCAGUUCUUCCACACCAGUGAGUUACACAAACACAUGGCAUAUCUGGUUGACAGCCUUUGGGACAAUGCAGGAUCUCUUUUAAAGGACUGGGAGUCUAUGACUGAACUUCUACUUGAGGAGCCAGGAACACAGGAUCUGAAUGACUCCCAGAAGCAGUCCCUAAUUGAGAUGCUGUUGACGUCAGUCCGUCAAGCCACAGAAGGACACCCCCCUGUAGGGAGAGGAAUGAACAAAAAGAAUUUUGCAGUGAAAGAAAGAAAAAUACAGAUGGAUGACUGCAUCAGACUCACUGAGCACUUAAUCGUUGCUCUUCCAGCACUUUUGGAAAAGUAUUCAGUAAAAGCAGAAAAUGUGGCCAAUCUUCUCCAAAUACCACAAUAUUUUGACACAGAUGUUUACAGAAAUAGUCAUUUGGAAAAGUAUAUGGACAUGUUGCUGAAGCAAAUGACAGAUGUUGUUGAGCAACACACACAUCCUGCAGUCCUUGAAGCCUGUGCCAAAACAUACUCUGUGCUCUGCAGCGAGGAGGUGGCUGUGCAUGUACUGGCAAAUAUCUCCAAAGACCAGCUGAUUGACCAAUGGACCAAACGGUUACAUUUGUUACUAGAAGACUUUUUCUGUGAGGGAGAGGGCCAGUCAGCUAGUAAAGAAGUUAACCACCAACUCUUAUCCACAUUGAAAAGAAUCACCGCCUUUCAUAAUGCCCAUGAUCUGUGCCACUGGGAUUUGUACAAAAGCAUAUUCCGGCUGCUUAGUGAUGGUUCUCAGCAAGUGGAGCCAUCUUACCAGGUCAUUGUUCAAGCUCUGCAGUGUGCUUUCUACGCUAUUCUGUGGCAGUUAAACCGGUGCUUUGAAGGCAUCACCUCCAAGGAGAAAGCUUUGGCCCAGAAAAUGCAAUUAAGAAGCUUUUUCAGGAUCUGUCAUCAAUACCUCAACCACAGCCACACUGAAGUGAAAGAACAGGCCUUCCUGGUGGUUUGUGACUUGUUAAUUGCUUGCAACUGCCAAUUUCAUUCUGGGGAGACUGUGGAUUUUACACCGUUUGUGCUUAUUCCCGACUCUGAGAUGCAAGCAGCUCUGCUUGGUUUUGUUCAAGUUCAUGUUUUCACUGAUGAAGAUCAACAGAGAAGAACUAAAGGCAGUGACAUCACUGAAGAUUCCAGUAAGCUUAAUAAUCUACAUAAAAGACGAACUCUGCUGGCUUCUUACUGUAAACUUGUUGUAAAUGGUAUUGUGGAAAUGAAUGGAGCAGCUGAAAUCUUUAAACAGUACAUGAAGUACUACAAUGACUUUGGAGACAUCAUCAAAGAGACUCUGAGCAGGACAAGACAAAUCGACAAAAUCCAAAGUGCUAGGACGUUGGCCCUCUGUCUACAGCAGCUUUUUCUUGAGGUAAAAAACGAGCAGGGCAUCUGUAACUACAGCGGCAGUUCAAGUAUGCACACACUAACCACCAUCAGGGAACUGGCACGACGCUUUUCUCUCACCUUUGGAUGGGAUCAAAUAAAAUCCAGGGAAUCCAUCGCCAUGAUGCACAAGGAUGGCAUUGAGUUCGUCUUUAAGGGAUUCAUCCAGAAUGGUGGGAUGCCACCUCCACCCAACAUUGCUUUCCUUACCAUACUGAGCGAAUUCUCUAACAGACUGCUGAAGCCAGAUAAGAAGACAGUGUAUGACUAUUUACAAAGAUAUACAAGUGAGCAGUCAGUGACACUGAAGGAUAAUGGCUGGCAUCCGUUGGUUUGCUAUCGAACAUCCUUGCUGGCUUGUGGCGAAGCUGAUGACUUGUGCUCUGUGCUGAGCUGCGAUACCCCUGGAGAGUCCUUACCCAUAAAUCCAAGCAGAGCAUCAUCCUUGAAGAGGAAUCUGUCUGAUGGAGACUCUUACCAAAAAACUAACCACCACAGCAGAGAGCCAAGUGGAAGAAACUCGGAGACGAAGCCCAAGCUGACACAAAAUUACACAGAGCCAGCAAUGAAGCAAAGAAAAUGUCUCAAAUCAAGCCCAGAUGUGAGAAGAGAGACCGACAGUGGUCAUCAACAAAUCACCAUGAAGACAAAGAAACAGUGGGAUGACUUGAAUGAAGAGAUUGACGUAGACACCGUAGAGAUUGAUACUGAAUAAUCUUUGAAAACUUUUGUACAUCACAAGUGGAAUCGUUUUGCACCACAGUUUUGUCUAAUCUGCACUUCUUAAAUGUCAAUAAAAUACUGAAAAAGCAA